This is a messenger RNA of Triticum aestivum (bread wheat), 1425 nucleotides long. RefSeq names its product cytosolic sulfotransferase 10. Gene Ontology annotation, molecular function: sulfotransferase activity. The transcript has a single exon. The coding region runs from base 165 to 1151 and encodes 328 amino acids. NCBI's taxonomy places the organism in Eukaryota, Viridiplantae, Streptophyta, Magnoliopsida, Poales, Poaceae. The record is from RefSeq and is a predicted model, not a curated record.
UGGAGACGAGAAUCAGAUCACCAACUUGAACAUGAUUUCUUGUCUCCCACAAAUUAUGUGCGCGCAUGCUUCAUCUCCUCUUCUUUAUACACAAAAUUCCCCUCUAGGUCCAGCUACAUGAACCCCUCUUAUAGUCUAGUCUGCCAUCAACCUGACUCCGUACCAUGGCUUCUCCCUCGGAGCUGCCGGAGCUGCCGCUGGAGACGCGGUGCCUGCCGUUCGCGCUGCGCCAGUACGCCGGCUUCUGGCUGCCGGAGGCGGUGCUGGCGCGCGGCCUCCCGGCGGUGCGCGACCGCUUCGCGCCGAGGCUCGACGACGUGCUCCUCGCCAGCUUCCCCAAGUCCGGCACCACCUGGCUCAAGGCCCUCGCCUUCGCCACCGCGCGCCGUGCCGUGCACCCGCCGUCCGACCACGACCACCCGCUCCGCCACGGCAACCCGCACGACCUCGUCCCGUUCCUCGAGUUUGGCUUCACGCUCGCCUACGACGCCGACGCCCUGGCGGCCGGCCUCGAGGCGCUCCCUUCCCCGCGCCUGCUGGCCACGCACCUGCCCUUCUCCCUCCUCCCCGGCCGCCUCGCCGCCGCCGGCCGCAUCGUCUACGUCUGCCGGCACCCCAAGGACGCGCUCGUCUCAGCCUGGACCUUCACCAGGAAGGCGUCGGGGAGCAUGGGCGUGGACGCGGAGUCCUACUCGCUCCGGGAGGCCGUGGAGCUCUUCUGCGCGGGGCGCUGCGUAGCCGGCCCGCAAUGGCGGCACGUGGUCGAGUACUGGGAGGCGAGCCUCAGCCGUCGGAACGUGCUGUUCCUCAGGUACGAGGAGAUGCUCCGCGACCCCGUGGGGAGCCUGAGGACGAUGGCGGGGUUCAUGGGGUGCGCCUUCUCGCCGGGGGAGGAGGAGCGAGGCGUGCCGCAGGCCAUCGUGGAGCUGUGCAGCCUGGAGAAGCAAAAGAAUGUGGAGGCGAGUCGGGACGACGGAAGGACGGCAGAUGGCAUCAAGGCCGACGCCUACUUCAGGAAGGGGGUGGCCGCGGAUUGGAGCAGCCACAUGACGCCGGAGAUGGGGAAGAUGGUGGACGAGGCUGUGGAGGACGGGCUCCGGGGGUCUGGUUUCACCUUCGCCGACUCAACUCCGGCCAACCGUGAAAAAUGACAGAGUCGAAGCGAACCCAGAUCGUCCCCGGCACCACCUACUUCUUGUUCAAUAAUGCAUGCUUUGUGUCCUUGUUUUUGAGUCCGGUGUGCGUGUGCGCGCGCGAUGCAUAUUGUCCACGUACUGUCCAUUCAUGUAUGCGUACUUUUCUUUGGCUUCCAGAACUCAACUCAAGUGAGCUGAAAUAUGUGUGUGCUUUUAGCAUUGAACUGAACCGAUAUGCUACAACUAUGUCCCCAGCUAUAAUUCAAUUGUUACUGUUUGUUAGAAUAAA